Messenger RNA from Toxorhynchites rutilus septentrionalis, 723 nucleotides. RefSeq lists its product as uncharacterized. Bases 1 to 723 code for a protein of 240 amino acids. The record is from RefSeq and is a predicted model, not a curated record. The transcript has a single exon. NCBI's taxonomy places the organism in Eukaryota, Metazoa, Arthropoda, Insecta, Diptera, Culicidae.
AUGGAAGAGCUGUCGAAUCGUAUCAACUAUUCACAAGAAGAGAAGCAAUGUGAGCAAUAUUACUCCUCCACUGUAUCCCGUCAAACUGAUGGACGUUAUGUGGUUCGUUUACCACGCAAACAUAAUUUCGAUGAACUGUUGGGACAGUCAAAAACUAUGGCACUGCAUCGUUAUGAACUUCUCGAGCGUAGGCUACUGAAAAGUCCUGAACUGAAGGAAGGAUAUAAUGAAUUUAUGUCAGAAUAUAUCUCUCUCUCUCGAACACAUGCGAUGUAUUCGAAGACAAAUUACCUCCCGCAUCAUCCUGUGACAAAGAAAGAAAGCACGACAAUUAAAUUACGUGUAAUGUUCGAUGCUUCCGCUAAAACCAGCACGGGCUUCUCACUCAACGAAGCACUGUUGGUGGGUCCUGUAAUUCAGGACGAUCUUCUGACAAUCAUCCUUCGGUUUCGGAUACAUCCAGUAGCAGUGGUGGGAGAUAUCGUCAAAAUGUACCGCCAGAUUUUAUUCCAUCACGAGGACACUACCCUCCAGAGAAUCGUGUGGGGCUUCAAACCAACAGAUCCAGUAGAAUGCUAUGAACUUCAGACCGUUACUUACGGGUUAAGCCCCUCAUCCUUCCUAGCAACGCGUACGCUGGAGCAACUAGCAGUGGACGAAGGUCAGUCCCAUCCAAUUGGAGCAUUGCUCUGCGAAAGUCCUACUAUAUGGACGACUUCAUAG